CAGUAAAAGUUGAAGAUGACAAUAGGGUAUUUGGUUCUGUUGGUUUUAGCUGUUAUGUUGUUCGAGUUUCCGGACUAUCGAAUACAUGCCGCAUUCACGCCCGCCGAUAACUACUUGAUUGUUUGUGGUUCUUCAAAAGAUGUCACAUUCCUAGGUAGAACUUAUGUUCCUGAUCCAGGCCAUUCUUCUCUUUCCUUGAAGAGUGGAAGUUCUUUUGUUGCUGGUUCUAAUGCUAGUGUUCCUUCUGCGAUAUAUCAAUCGGCUCGAAUCUUCUCUGGAAUUGCUUCUUACAAGUUUGACAUCAAGAAAGAAGGUCGGCAUUGGGUCCGGCUCUACUUUUAUCCUCUUUUGAAAUCUGGCCAGGACUUGACAUCUGCUCCUAUAACGGUUGUCACUGAUGAUAUUGUGCUCUUGAACAACUUCACUUUCAAGAACUAUAACGGUUCUUUUUUGUUCAAGGAGUAUGCAAUCAAUGUGACUUCAGACACAUUGACUCUCACCUUCAUUCCUUUAAACAAUUCGGUUUCAUUCGUUAAUGCGAUCGAAGUUGUCUCCAUUCCUGAUGCAAUCUUUCCUGACCAGGCAUUAGCUUUGAAUCCAUCUGCUCCUGUUAGUGGCCUUUCGGAAUUCGCCAUGGAGACUGUUUAUCGAUUAAACAUGGGAGGGCCAUUGAUCACUGCUCAGAAUGAUACGCUCGGAAGAAUUUGGGAGAAUGAUGUGAAAUAUCUCCAUGUAAACAGUUCUGCUCUGAAUGUUUCAGUCAAUCCAGCUUCUAUCAAAUAUACGGCUUCCGUUACACCGGAAACGGCACCGAAUUGGGUCUAUGCCACCGCCGAAGUCAUGGGUGAUGCAAAUGUUCCCAGUAUGACCUUCAAUGUAACUUGGGUCUUCCAGGUUGAUCCGAACUUCAGGUAUUUGGUUCGGGUCCAUUUUUGUGAUAUCACAAGUUCAUCACUCAACACUUUGGUUUUCAACCUAUACAUAAAUGACGAUACUGCUCUUGCAAGUCUCGAUCUAUCCACAUUGACUGGUGACCUAAAUGUGCCUUACUUUAGGGACUUUAUCUCCAAUUCUUCGGUGGAAUCCGAUACUUUGACUGUUAGUAUUGGUCCAGAUACUAUGGCGGACAUCACUAAUGCAACUAUGAACGGAUUGGAGAUCAUGAAAAUCAGCAAUGAUGCUGGAAGCCUGGAUGGCCUUUCUUCUAUUAAGAAUCUCCUUCCGAAGUCAUCCUCCAAGAAAAACAAAAUAGGGAUAAUAAUUGGUUGUAUUGUUGGAGUUGUAGCUGCAGUGGCAUUAAUCGGGUUUUGUUAUUGUUGCCUGGUUGCAAGGAAGUCGAAAGCUACUCAACAAGGACAUUCAUGGUUACCUUUGCCCUUAUACGGAAACUCUCUGACCAUGACAAAAAAUUCCACUACAUCGCAGAAGAGUGGAACAGCAAGCUGCAUCUCGUUGGCUUCCUCAAAUCUGGGGCGGUUGUUCUCCUUCCAAGAAAUCCUUGAUGCUACCAACAAGUUUGAUGAGAGUCUACUUCUUGGAGUUGGUGGUUUCGGAAGGGUCUACACCGGAACCCUUGAAGAUGGGACUAAAGUUGCUGUCAAAAGAGGUAAUCCCAGAUCUGAACAAGGUCUUGCUGAAUUCCGCACUGAAAUUGAAAUGCUGUCUAAACUUCGCCACCGCCACCUUGUCUCUCUUAUUGGGUAUUGUGAUGAAAGAUCGGAAAUGAUUCUUGUUUACGAGUAUAUGGCUAAUGGACCGCUUAGAAGUCAUCUUUACGGAACAAAUCUACCUCCUUUAUUGUGGAAGCAACGACUUGAAAUAUGCAUUGGGGCUGCUAGGGGACUUCAUUAUCUCCACACCGGUGCAGCCCAAAGCAUUAUUCACCGUGAUGUGAAGACAACAAACAUUCUCUUGGAUGAGAAUUUUGUAGCCAAAGUUGCAGAUUUCGGUCUUUCAAAAACCGGUCCAGCUUUAGAUCAGACACAUGUGAGUACUGCUGUUAAGGGUAGCUUUGGUUACCUUGAUCCGGAAUAUUUCCGAAGGCAGCAGCUAACGGAAAAGUCCGAUGUGUAUUCAUUUGGAGUGGUUUUGAUGGAAGUUCUCUGCACUAGGCCUGCUUUAAAUCCUGUUCUCCCAAGAGAACAAGUUAAUAUCGCGGAAUGGGCAAUGACUUGGAAGAAGAAAGGCAUGUUGGAUCAAAUCAUGGACUCUAACCUGUCAGGGAAAGUUAAUCCAGCUUCUCUCAAGAAGUACGGAGAGACAGCAGAAAAGUGCCUAGCCGAGUAUGGCGUUGACAGGCCAUCAAUGGGAGAUGUAUUAUGGAACCUCGAAUAUGCUCUUCAGCUGGAGGAGACUUCAUCAGCACUGAUGGAACCCGAUGAUAACAGUACGAACCAUAUCCCUGCCAUUCAGUUGACACCACUUGAGCCAUUCGAUAACAGUGUAAGCAUGCUUGAUGGUAAUUCCGGCACUGAUGAUGAUGCUGAAGAUGCUGCCACCAGUGCAGUAUUUUCACAACUCGUAAAUCCUCGUGGGAGAUAGAUGACAAUCAGUCCUGCUCGGUGAUCUUAGCCGAUGGACAUCCUGCUAAAAA
Molecule: messenger RNA, 2593 nt
Organism: Hibiscus syriacus
Lineage: Eukaryota; Viridiplantae; Streptophyta; Magnoliopsida; Malvales; Malvaceae
Product: receptor-like protein kinase THESEUS 1
Exons: 1
Coding region: 16-2541 (841 amino acids)
Biological process (GO): protein autophosphorylation
Cellular component (GO): plasmodesma; plasma membrane
Molecular function (GO): transmembrane receptor protein tyrosine kinase activity; ATP binding
Source: RefSeq, a predicted model, not a curated record